Harpegnathos saltator (Jerdon's jumping ant) is the source of this 3691-nucleotide messenger RNA. It is a transcript of the gene Nhe1, whose product is annotated as Na[+]/H[+] hydrogen exchanger 1. The transcript has 5 exons. The coding region runs from base 110 to 2308 and encodes 732 amino acids. Gene Ontology annotation, biological process: regulation of intracellular pH; potassium ion transmembrane transport; sodium ion transport. Gene Ontology annotation, molecular function: potassium:proton antiporter activity; sodium:proton antiporter activity. The record is from RefSeq and is a predicted model, not a curated record. NCBI's taxonomy places the organism in Eukaryota, Metazoa, Arthropoda, Insecta, Hymenoptera, Formicidae. Gene Ontology annotation, cellular component: membrane.
UUUAGUACAUUUGCGCCCUCUUAGGAAUAUCGUGGCUUGGACUUGUUGCGAGGAACGACUGCGAAGUUAUCUUCUGCUAGCUGUGAAAUAAUAUUUCACCGUUAAAACAAUGACGGUGUCUCAAACACAUUUCAUACUGUCGUGCAGGUGGAAUUUUAUUAUCGUGAUCUUAGUGCUGUGCGACGUAUCGCGACAUGUAUCGUAUUGCGAAGAAGCAAUUAACCUUAAAAGCACCAAAGUCACCGAAAAUGUCACAUCUGCGGUGACGGACAAGCCGAGCGUUUUAAACCGUACUCUUUUGCCAGAAUUAUCCAGCACAGCGCGAGCCGCGAAUAAUAAUGCAAAUAAUAUUUCGAAUAACAUUGGUAAUUACAACGUCAGCUCCUCGACCACCCUGAAACCACCAGCCACAUCUGCAAGUACGACACAUUAUGAGAAUGUGGCUGACCAAACAUCCGAGAAGAUCAGCACAUCACCGAGUUCGGUCAACGACAAAAAUGUAACUACCAUGUCAGACUCCAUUCCUGUAUCGCCGCAGACUCCUGAUGCCACCAACACAACGAACACGAGCACUACCACUGUUGCUCCGGCGGAGCCAGUUUUACCUGACAAGGGCUCCGCGGAAGAGGAGCACAACAGCUCCAUGUCCAUAUUCUUCGUAUUGUGCGUGCUGGCACUGGGCAUACUACUAAUACAUUUGAUGCUGCACAUGAAUUUCCAGUAUCUACCUGAGUCAGUGGUGAUAGUCGUCUUAGGUGCUCUGAUCGGCAUGAUCAUAAAUCUCAUGUCGCAUCAGAACAUAGCCAACUGGCGAAAGGAAGAAGCUUUCUCACCAACCGCAUUUUUCCUGGUUCUUCUACCACCUAUCAUAUUUGAGUCGGGAUAUAAUCUGCAUAAGGGAAAUUUCUUUCAGAACAUCGGCAGCAUCAUGGUAUUCGCUAUAUUUGGAACAGCUAUCUCUGCAUUUGUUAUUGGUGCUGGAAUUUAUCUACUAGGUCUAGCACAAGUGGCGUACAAACUCAGUUUUGUGGAGAGUUUUGCAUUUGGGUCGCUGAUAUCAGCAGUAGAUCCUGUAGCUACAGUUGCAAUUUUCCAUGCUUUGGAUGUCGAUCCUGUUCUGAACAUGUUGGUCUUUGGAGAAUCAAUCCUAAAUGACGCAAUCUCCAUUGUAUUGACAACUUCUGUCUUGGAAUCCAACAAUGCCACAACGACCAGUGAGGCUAUUAUACUUGGCUUGAAUCGAUUUUGCCUCAUGUUUUUUGCGUCAGCAGGAAUUGGUGUAGUUUUUGCUUUAAUAAGUGCACUUCUACUGAAGCAUGUAGAUCUUAGAAAAAAUCCAUCCUUGGAGUUUGGGAUCAUGUUGGUAUUCACAUAUGCCCCAUAUGUUUUGGCAGAAGGCAUACAACUAUCAGGAAUUAUGGCGAUUUUGUUCAAUGGAAUAGUUAUGUCACACUACACUCACUUCAACUUGUCAACUGUUACACAGAUCACAAUGCAACAAACAAUGCGAACGUUGGCUUUCAUAGCUGAAACUUGUGUCUUUGCAUACUUGGGAUUAGCAAUAUUUAGCUUUAGACACAGGGUUGAACCAGCAUUGGUUGUUUGGUCCUUAAUCCUGUGUUUGCUUGGAAGAGCCGCGAAUAUCUUCCCGCUGGCGUUACUCGUUAAUCGCUUCCGUGAGCAUCAAAUCACGAAAAAAAUGAUGUUUAUCAUGUGGUUCAGCGGCUUGCGCGGUGCCAUAUCAUACGCGUUGUCGCUCCAUUUAAAUUUCAGUGACGAAACGCGUCAUGUUAUUAUAACAACGACCCUCAUCAUCGUGUUGUUUACAACCUUAAUAUUUGGCGGCUCUACCAUGCCGCUGUUAAAAUUCUUAAGAGCCGAGAAAAAGCAGAAAAACAGCAGAAGAAAAAAGAAGGAUAAGGAAGUUUCACUAAGUAAAACUAGGGAAUGGGGACAAACUAUAGAUUCUGAACAUUUAUCGGAACUAACAGAGGAAGAGAUGGAAGUGUCCUUCUUGCAAUCGCGGAUUCGCGGUUUUGCUAGAUGGGAUCUGAAAUUCUUCAUUCCGUUCUUCACGAGGCGCUUCACGCAGCAGGAGUUAAAGGAUUGCAAGUCACAGAUGACAGAUCUGACGAAUCAGUGGUACCAAGCUAUCAGGAUCAGUCCGAUGGAUUCCGACGACGAAGCAACCACUGCAUCCACCGCGCAGUUAAGUCUCAAUGUCUGCGGAACAGCUAGGGAGCAAACGAACGGAAAGGAGAAAACCAGUCGUCCUAGUCACGGAACUGACGAGGAUUCAUCUGACUAAAGUCCAACUUAUCCCCAUUAAUAUUACGGAUUAUGUGUUAUUAAUCCAAUCUUUAUGAUUCUUCUUUAAUUAUACGGUAUAUUUGUUGAUUGGACGAACGUAAUAUGAUCUGGUAUUUUCAGUAGUAUUAGACACGUAUGUACACAAAUAGAUAAAUUUCCACUUGAUCUUGUGACAGAUAUAAAGUGUGUUAUCAUCCAUCGUAGCGAUUGCCAUGAUAUUUUAGCCCUCUUCGAUAAUUGUAUACUUUUUAUCAAGUUAAUCGGAAAUAAUUUAAAAUAUUCACUAAGUAAUCAAUCGUCGUGGCAAUUGUCACGAUGGAUAUUCUAUAUAUUAGAAAUUAUUUUUUGUUAUUUGAAACAGUGAUAUUAAGUGCAAACAACGAAAUUACAAAGUUACGAUAACAUAAUGAUGGUAUCGCACAAUGUUGUAUUGAAUUUAGUACUUAAAACGCGAUUGUAUAGUGUAAUAAUUAUUAUUUAUACAAGUGAUAAGAGAUAAGAGGUUCAGGCGAACUUGACGAGUUACCAAUAGUAUGUAGCAAAUUGAUCUGAGUGAUUUAUAAUGAAUUUGAAUUUUUUAACGCAGAUAAUAGAUUCUCCGAUGUUUAACGCUUAAUUUUUGAACUCGUUCAUUCACUUCUCGUACAAAGAAUUGUUUAGCCGCACUCGUAUUAUAUGAAGAGGAUUGCUUUUUUUUAUAUUAUACCGUUAGAAUAAUAUGAAAUAUUUGAUUUAUACCGUCUUAUUAUCAAUAGAUUCUAUUUGUACAUAAAUGACUUGGAAAUAAUACAAAAAAUAUAGGACAAAUGAAUGAACAAUCAGCAAGGUAUAAACAUUAAAACAAACAUUAAAACAGUCUAAUUUUAGCUGUUAAUUACCUGCGACGAUAUCGUUGCAAAAAGGAAACGUCUCAUUUGUUGUCGGACAUUUGCGUAAGCACAUGUUUUCGUAUCAUAUCAUUCUUGGGAGGAUGUACGAAGACUGUUAUCUCGUUUCCUUGGGACCGAGCGUUUAACUCAUCGCAUAAUUUUUAUAGUUAGAUAUAUAUCAACAAAAAAUAUCCACGAGUACUGUAUGGUCAUUGUAAUGACUAAAACCAAGCGGUGUAUGUAACAGAUAACGGCAGGUAACAUAUAAACGAUUGUACCACAGUGUGUGCGUACGCAUGUGUGUGUGCACGCGCGCGCGCGUGUACACAUAUACACACAUAUGUAUAAUCUCACUUUUCGAUCAAUAUUUCAAAUAUAUCUAAAAGAAACGUGAAAGAGAAAGUAUACUGUGCGUUGCACUUUGUAUGACCGCAGCUCGAUAAUCAUCCAGGGACAAUAAAGGUGAUAUAUAAUUUGUGAUAUACAGAAUAAAGGAAACUCAAUUAACCAUC